UUUCUAGUUAUAUGUGUAUUUGGCCCCCAUCCCGCUCUCCUCCUUAGAGCAAAAGGUUAUGAUAGGCCUUUUAUUUUCACGAUACUCUCUCCCCUCACAGACUCUGAGGAGCGGUCAGGGAGGGAGCAGAGCUAACAGCAGGAUGUGUUUGGACGGAGGCCAGUUUGUUAGCAUAGUGAGGCUUACCCUCACAGAUCAAAUCAUAACUCUGGCACAACUCUGACAUAAACACCUCCAUCAUUGGCAGGGCACUGCUCUGAGACAAGUCUCCUAUAAGGCACAGUAUGCAUGCAUCCCAUUAAUUAAACAAUUUCACGACUUCAAACGACUUUUUAUUUUUUACGGGUUAAUUAACUUUAAAAAGAAAAACAAAUCCUGUACGAAAAUAAAUUGUUCCAUCUAGACAGUUUAUAUUUGGUUGAUAAAUGACCCAAAGUUAAAGCUUUGACUUUAUUCUUCCCAAUUUAGCUCUGGCCAUUUUGACCCUUUUAAUCCCCUUCCUCCAUUACAUUGCUCUUCAAACCAGUUAUAGGCACACCAUGACAGGUGGAGAAACUCUGAGCACAGUAACCACCACUGCUUAAUGGGACAUUGUUCACCUUUAUCUGUUAGGUUUUCAGGGUUCUCCCCAGGCCUUUUCUGCUGGGUGGGCCACCGCCCAGCUGAUAAACCUUGAGCCGCCCUUCUUGCAGAUGCUACUGUGCCUUUAACGAUAAGGAUUGAUUGUGCUGCUAGCAGACUAGAUAACUUGUGCACACUGGGUACAGCUGUGUUGCUGUGUUACGUCUUGACACUACAUUUAACCAAUCAGAGUACAAGGGGUGGGUUUUGCGUUUUAAGCACGUCGCAAGGCUGAAAUGUUAAAAUUACUGCUAAAAAAAUAAAUGUUUAUUUUCGAAGCAAAAAAUAUGAAUGAAUGUGGAAAUUACCAAACCAAAAUGGAUGAUGAAAAAGAAAAAGAAAAUCUAGAAAACGAAAAACAGCAACCCGAUAUAGAUAACGAAGAGUAACUUAUAGAAAGCGAAUUGAAAGAAUCGCAAGAGGGGCCAGUGCGUAAAAAAUAGAAACAUUGUGAUAGUGGGUAUAAUGUUAUGUGGGGAGAAAAAUGGAAAUGGCUUUUUUUACAGCAAAGAAUUGGGUGGUAAUUGGUAUGAUGUGCAAACUCUACCAGAAACACAAAAAAGGUCACAAAGGAUCAGGGGGUAAGUGGAGCAGUGGAGCCUGGGUAUCAUUCAUUAUAAAACGGAAUGUUUGGAUGCUGCACGCUGAUUGGCUGUUGAGGAUUUUUUUACCCUGCAGUUAAAUAGUACAAUGCACGGCGGAACUUAUUUUUUGCCGAAGCACAGUUCGAUUAAUAAAUUAUCAAUACACAACGUAUUAAACUCGCAACAAAUAUACACAUUGUUGUGAGAGGUCUAAAGUUUUUAAAAAUGAGUGACGUUCCUUUCAUCACAUUUUAUUUUUUUGGAGCAUGACAGUAGACAAGUGGCUGGAAUUACAAGAAGCAAAACCUACAUUAAAAUUUAAGCCUGGGUCGGCUCUCUGUCAAUGGGAAUGGUCUUCUUCUGUUCCCCCAUCGUCAGUGUGUUCACAGACCUGUACGGGUGCCGGAAGACUGCCGUGGUUGGAGCUGCUGUUGGUUUAGUUGGUCUCCUUGCUAGCUCUUUUGUCCGUACGCUGGGUCCCCUGUACUUUACUUAUGGGAUAGUAUUUGCCUGCGGCUGCUCCUUUGCUUACCAGCCCUCCCUGGUGAUCCUGGGACACUACUUUAAGAAGCGUCUGGGCCUGGUGAAUGGCAUUGUGACAGCUGGCAGCAGCGUGUUCACUAUCACCCUGCCCAGUCUCCUCUCCUUCCUGCUGAACCGGCUGGGCCUGCACAACACCUUCCGCAUCAUCAGCAUCUUCAUGUUCAUACUCAUGCUGGUCGUCUUCACCUACAAGCCCCUGAUGCCUGAGCCCAGGUCCCCCCAGACGGGCAGGGCUCUGCGUUUGAGCAAGAUCUUCAACUUCAACAUCUGGAAGUCCGUGGAGUACCGGAUUUGGGCGCUGGGAAUCCCAGCUGGGCUUUUUGGAUACUUUGUGCCUUACGUCCAUUUAAUGGCUUUUGUGGAAGAAAGCUUUGGCACAGAUGUAAACAAAGAGAUUCUCUUGAUAUGCAUCGGAAUCACCUCGGGAGUCGGCCGCUUGUUCUUCGGGAGAGUUGUUGACUCUGUUCCCGGUGUGAAUAAAGUCUACCUGCAGGUGUCCUCGUUCUUAGUAAUCGGGGUGAUGUCCAUGAUGAUCCCGCUGUGCCAGGUCUUCGGUGGUCUCAUUGCCGUCUGCCUGCUGAUGGGUCUCUCCGACGGGUGCUUCAUCUCCAUCAUGGGUCCCAUUGCCUUUGAGCUGGUUGGGUCUCAGAAUGCUUCCCAGGCUAUCGGCUUCCUUUUGGGGAUGAUGUCACUGCCCAUGAUUGUCGGCCCCCCUGUUGCAGGCUUGCUGCGCGACAAACUCGGCACCUACAAGGAGGCUUUCUACCUGGCAGGGAUCCCUCCCAUCAUAGGUGGGCUUGUGCUGUGCUUCAUCCCGUAUGUGGAGCGCAGGAAGCAGCAGCAGCAGCAGCAGCAGCAGGACAAAAUGCUGGAUGGUAAAGCCAACAGUGUCCUUCAGCCCUUCAAUGCCCAUGAAGACAAGAAGGAACUGGAGUGUUCAAUAUGAAUAAAUCAAAUAAAGACUUAAGGUUUAAUAUCUCACAAGCUGAUACACACACACACACACACACACACACACACACACACACACACACAUAUAUAUAUAUAUACAGACGUGCUCAAAUUUGUUGGUACCCCUCCACAAAAAACGAAGAAUGCACAAUUUUCUCUGAAAUAACUUGAAACUGACAAAAGUAAUUGGCAUCCACCAUUGUUUAUUCCAUAUUUAAUAGAAAUCAGACUUUGCUUUUGAUUUUUUAUUCAACAUAAUAUUGUAAAUAAUAAAACAAAUGAAAAUGGCAUGGACAAAAAUGAUGGGACCGCUAACCUAAUAUUUUGUUGCACAACCUUUAGAGGCGAUCACUGCAAUCAAACGUUUUCUGUAGCUCUCAAUGAGACUUCUGCACCUGUUAACAGGUAGUUUGGCCCACUCUUCCUGAGCAAACUGCUCCAGCUGUCUCAGGUUUGAUGGGUGCCUUCUCCAGACGGCAAGUUUCAGCUCUUUCCAUAGAUGUUCGAUAGGAUUCAGAUCAGGACUCAUAGAAGGCCACUUCAGAAUAGUCCAAUGUUUUGUUCUUAUCCAUUCUUGGGUGCUUUUAGCUGUGUGUUUUGGGUCAUUAUCCUGUUGGAGGACCCAUGACCUGCGACUGAGACAGAGCUUUCUGACACUGGGCAGUACGUUUCGCUCCAGAAUGCCUUGAUAGUCUUGAGAUUUCAUUGUGCCCUGCACAGAUUCUAGGCACCCUGUGCCAGGCGCAGCAAAGCAGCCCCAAAACAUAACCGAGCCUCCUCCAUGUUUCACUGUAGGUAUGGUGUUCUUUUCUUUGAAAGCUUCAUUUUUUCGUCUGUGAACAUAGAGCUGAUGUGACUUGCCAAAAAGCUCCAGUUUUGACUCAUCUGUCCAAAGGACAUUCUCCCAGAAGGAUUGUGGCUUGUCAAUAUGCAUUUUAGCAAAUUCCAGUCUGGCUUUUUUAUGUUUUUCUUUCAAAAGUGGAGUCCUCCUGGGUCUUCUUCCAUGGAGCCCACUUUCGCUCAAAAAGCGACGGAUGGUGCGAUCAGAAACUGACGUACCUUCACCUUGGAGUUCAGCUUGUAUCUCUUUGGCAGUUAUCCUUGGUUCUUUUUCUACCAUUCGCACUAUCCUUCUGUUCAAUCUGGGGUCGAUUUUCCUCUUGCGGCCGCGCCCAGGGAGGUUGGCUACAGUUCCAUGGACCUUAAACUUCUUAAUAAUAUUUGCAACUGUUGUCACAGGAACAUCAAGCUGCUUGGAGAUGGUCUUGUAGCCUUUACCUUUACCAUGCUUGUCUAUUAUUUUCUUUCUGAUCUCCUCAGACAACUCUCUCCUUUGUUUUCUCUGGUCCAUGUUCAGUGUGGUGCACACAAUGAUACCAAACAGCACAGUGACUACUUUUCUCCAUUUAAAUAGGCUGAAUGACUGAUUACAAGAUUGGAGACAUGUGUGAUACUAAUUAAAGAAACUAAUUAGUUUGAAAUAUCACUAUAAUCCAAUUAUUUAUUAUCUUUUCUAAGGGGUACCAACAAAUGUGUCCAGGCCAUUUUAGAAUAUCUUUGUAGAAUAAGCAAUAAUUCAUCUCUUUUCACAGCUUCUUUGCUUUAUUCUAUGACAUACCAAAGGCAUGCAAGUAUACAUGAUAAAAUGGCUUUUAAUUUCAUCACUUUUCAGGAGGAAUGAAGCAUUAUUUCAAUGAGCUGUAAGGGUACCAACAAAUUUGAGCAUGUCUGUAUAUACAGGUAUAUAUAUAUAUAUAUA
Messenger RNA from Acipenser ruthenus (sterlet), 4458 nucleotides. Its product is annotated as monocarboxylate transporter 10-like. The coding region runs from base 1549 to 2694 and encodes 381 amino acids. NCBI's taxonomy places the organism in Eukaryota, Metazoa, Chordata, Actinopteri, Acipenseriformes, Acipenseridae. Gene Ontology annotation, molecular function: monocarboxylic acid transmembrane transporter activity. The record is from RefSeq and is a predicted model, not a curated record. The transcript is spliced from 6 exons. Gene Ontology annotation, biological process: transmembrane transport.